Molecule: messenger RNA, 2342 nt
Organism: Vespa mandarinia (Asian giant hornet)
Lineage: Eukaryota; Metazoa; Arthropoda; Insecta; Hymenoptera; Vespidae
Product: apolipoprotein D-like
Biological process (GO): lipid metabolic process; response to reactive oxygen species
Cellular component (GO): cytoplasm
Molecular function (GO): pigment binding
Source: RefSeq, a predicted model, not a curated record
GUAGCCGUGUCGAUUGCAUAAUUACGGGACGAUAAAUAAGACGCAGGUUUUCUCGUUUUGUAAGUUCCUCUCAAGAUCGGUCACGCUCCUGCCACCUACCUACCAGUUUCCUUCGCGAACGUAAAUAUCCAACGAGCAUGUAAGGUCGAGGUUGUUCAAACCGGCUUCGUGAAUGGUUACAGGAAGAAUAACGCCUCCUUGAAGCACGCUUCGCGCUAUAAUACUGCAUUCUGCAUCGCGUGCCAGUGUCAUACCUUCGGGCUUGCGCGUUAAUACGAUACAUCCGAUUCGAUAUAGGCACGCUUUCUCCGCUCGACGAUCAUUUAAAUGACCCUUGAUAAUAUCAACACACCUGAACCUGUUAUUGGUUAAAAUCAUCAAACAAAAUCGUUUCGAUAUUUUUUUCUUUUUUUUUCUUUUGAUCCUUGAGCAAAGAAAAAAGAAAAAGAAAAGAAGAAAAGAGAAUAAAGAAAAUUGUUCGAAUUAAAGGAAAUACAAAUUUACAAGAGCGUGACUCGAUUAAUUAUUAAAUAUGAUGAAUUUAUUAAACGAUUAAAUUCAACGAUUAGUCGUAAUAUUAUUUAAUUGGUAUUUACUAAUCGUAAUGAUAAGAUCAACGAUACUUAAUGUAGAAAAAUUUUAAAUUACUAUAGAAACUGGUAUAAUAAAUAAUUCUUAUAUUGGAUUAGUUAUUCAUAUAAUAUUUCGCUCAUGUUUCUCUUAUCGGUUCAUCUUAUUUAUGUUCAUCUUAUUUAACCAGGAUGUUUAUAACGAAUCAAUUGGUCAAUCAAGUCAGAAUGGAAUUUUAAUAAAUCACUUUCCUUAAUCAAUCCGUCCGAUCAGCUAUCUUCUUAAAUAUGUCCGACACGUCUUUGGAACCAGUCUUCCUUAUCGAUAAACCCGGCCAAUGGCCUGGACAGUCCACGCAUCGUGCAUGAGGUUCGGGAUUCUGCUCUCGAUCAAACGGACAUUGGCUUGGAACCGUUGGAAGAUAGAAAUUCAUGAAAUCGAAUCGUUGUGCCGAGCAUGAGCACGGAAAGUACCGUUGUCGAAGGAAUUGCAUAAUGGAGCUUGCGUUUCUUGUUUUUCGUUGGAAGUGCAGACAUUGAGUUAGCUGAUAUUUAUUGGCAGGAGAUUCGUACCGACGUCAUUGACCAAUAACCGACUCUCUCGUCUCUUCGGUUUUCUCGUCUCGUUGACUGGCCAGAGUUUCUCGGAGUUCUUGAAGAGUACCGUAAGAACGUCAAUACGUUGGUAAGGGUAAAGAGGGGAUAUAGACGCCCGGUCAACGCUCCUGCAUUCUACCUCCUUAAUGUAUAUAAAGAAGAAGCAUCGUACGGAUUUCAAGGCAGAUACAGAGAACAACAUGUACGGCAAGGUGGUUUUGACUCUCGCGACAAUUCUGGCAUUGACCAGUGCCCAGAUACCAAGUCUGGGUUGGUGUCCAGAAUACGUACCAAUGGCUAACUUCGACAUGGACAGGUUUUUGGGAGUCUGGUACGAAGCAGAAAGAUAUUUCCAAUUAGCUGAAGUGGUUUCACGUUGCGUCAUGUCGAAUUAUACGAGAAGUCCUGAUGGCAAGUUACGUGUGAGCAAUGAAGUUACGAACAGAAUUACAGGAAUCAAGAGAAUAUUGGAAGGUGAAAUUAAAAAGGCAGCUUCGAAAGCGGAGGAAGGAAAAUUAUACGUGAAAUAUACGGCAGUACCUCUAACUCCAGAGACACAUUAUUCAGUGUUAGAAACUGAUUAUGAUAACUAUGCCGUACUGUGGAGCUGUUCUGGUAUUGGUCCGAUCCACGCCCAAAAUGCUUGGGUCAUGACCAGAGAGAGAAUCGCACCUGGAUCGAUACUUCAAAAGGCUUAUGGCGUUUUGGACAAAUACAAGAUUUCCAAAGCGUUCUUCGUGAAAACGAAUCAAGAGGAUUGCGCUUAUCUCGCACCUACUACCGCUAUUGAGACUAGUACUGCAGCAGUAGCUGAAGCACUGGAAACAAAGAAAGAGCACGUACGAAAUGUGUUUGGUCAAUUGUCAGAAUCAGAACUACCGAUCAAAGAAGAAUCGAUCGAAAAGGAAAAGAUAUCACAAAAGAUAGAAACCGUACCGGAAAGAAUUCUUAAGGUUGCGGAUUUAGUCAAUGAAGAUAAGCUAUCGGAAAAGUCAACGAAGGAAGAAAAUUUGGAAAAGAAAAUGAUUUUAAAAAAAGUCGACGAGAAAUUAAAGAAGAAAGAGGAAAUUACGGAAAUCACGAAUGAAUCAAAGAAAACGAAUUCGUAAAGAGUUCCAUCGAUCUUCUUAAUCUCGUAUAAGAGAAGGAAAACGAAGACGAGAGAGAGAGAGAGAG